CGCCAUUUCCGGUUUCGAAGACGUUUCCGUGUAUCUUGUAAACAAGUGGAGAUGCACGUGACGGGCUGAAGGAGGGUUGAGCUUCACACAGUCGAGCGUUUUCUAUUAAAACAAAUUCAUUUGUGAUCUGUUUUAUAGCGGAAUCGAUCUCGGAUGCGCGUUAAUAUUAGAAACUCUGACUACGACUGAAACAAACAUCGCUGUGUCAUCGAUCUCCUUCUUAUUCCUCGUAUCAUGACUCCUGGAGCAUCUGCUGUUAAUGAAAAAGUCUUACAGUACGAGACAUUCAUCAAUGAAGUAUUGAGACGAGAUUUACAGAAGGUCCUGGAGCAGAGAGAUGCUGUGUAUGAGAAAACAGCACAAUACCUUCAGCUGAAGAACACAAUUAAAAGCAUUCAGGAAACUGACAGCAAGGAACUCAAAACCGAUGUCGACCUUGGCUGCAAUUUCUACGUGCAGGCUCACGUGCCUGAUGCAUCAAAAAUAUGUGUGGCAGUCGGAUAUGGAUUCUUUGUCGAAUUCACGCAUGCGGAGGCUUUGAAGUUCAUAGAAAAGAAAACCAAUCAGCUGACAGAGUACGCUGAGGUCCUGACCAAAGACGCAGCGAAGAUCAAGGCCAACAUCCGCAUGGUUCUGGAGGGAUUGAGGGAACUGCAAGGUCUGAAAGAUCUUCCAGAGGACAGAAGGAGAGAGGUGUUUUAGCACAUUUGCACAUAUGAGACUAAUGUUUGUUUCAAACAAUGUGAACUGUGUGUAUCAGGUUCAGAGGAACGUUGUCUUUUAACAGGUUAUACUGUUGUUUUGAAAAGUUUGCUGAAUAAAUUGUAACAUUUUCAGUAGCAAUUAUCAGUGUCAUUGUGAUCAUU
Molecule: messenger RNA, 866 nt
Organism: Labeo rohita (rohu)
Lineage: Eukaryota; Metazoa; Chordata; Actinopteri; Cypriniformes; Cyprinidae
Gene: uxt
Product: ubiquitously-expressed, prefoldin-like chaperone
Exons: 6
Coding region: 235-702 (155 amino acids)
Biological process (GO): negative regulation of transcription by RNA polymerase II
Molecular function (GO): transcription corepressor activity
Source: RefSeq, a predicted model, not a curated record